Molecule: messenger RNA, 1182 nt
Organism: Aspergillus udagawae
Lineage: Eukaryota; Fungi; Ascomycota; Eurotiomycetes; Eurotiales; Aspergillaceae
Gene: rpt4
Product: proteasome regulatory particle base subunit RPT4
Exons: 4
Coding region: 1-1182 (393 amino acids)
Biological process (GO): positive regulation of RNA polymerase II transcription preinitiation complex assembly
Cellular component (GO): cytosolic proteasome complex; proteasome regulatory particle, base subcomplex
Molecular function (GO): proteasome-activating activity; ATP binding; ATP hydrolysis activity
Source: RefSeq, a predicted model, not a curated record
AUGAACGGCGCAAGCGACCCUGAGAGAGAGCAGGCGCUCGAAGAUUACAAGAAGAGCUUACUAGAGCUUCGAGAAUGGGAAGCUAAGCUCAAGUCUCUGCGGAUGGGCAUCAAGGACCUGCAGAGAGAGUUUGAUAUCUCCGAAGAGAACAUCAAGGCCUUGCAGAGUGUCGGUCAGAUCAUUGGCGAAGUGUUGAAACAGCUGGAUGAGGAGCGAUUCAUUGUUAAGGCGUCAUCCGGUCCCCGAUAUGUUGUCGGCUGCCGCUCCAAGGUCGAUAAAUCGAAACUGAAACAGGGCACUCGUGUUGCCCUGGACAUGACAACACUCACGAUUAUGCGGAUGCUCCCGCGUGAAGUCGACCCGAUGGUGUACAACAUGUCGUUGGAGGACCCUGGUCAAAUCAACUUCGCGGGUAUUGGUGGUCUGAACGAUCAAAUCAGAGAACUUCGAGAAGUGAUCGAGUUGCCAUUAAAGAACCCUGAACUGUUUCAGAGGGUUGGUAUCAAGCCGCCCAAGGGUGUAUUACUCUAUGGACCUCCCGGUACCGGAAAGACAUUGCUGGCACGAGCCGUGGCGAGUUCGAUGGAAACCAAUUUUCUGAAGGUGGUUUCGUCCGCGAUCGUCGACAAAUACAUUGGUGAAUCUGCGCGGUUAAUAAGAGAGAUGUUCGGUUAUGCAAAGGAACACGAGCCCUGUAUCAUCUUCAUGGACGAAAUUGAUGCUAUCGGUGGCAGGCGUUUCUCUGAGGGUACCUCGGCCGACAGAGAAAUUCAGAGAACAUUGAUGGAACUUCUGAAUCAGCUGGAUGGUUUCGACUACCUUGGAAAGACGAAAAUCAUCAUGGCGACCAACCGACCAGAUACCCUUGACCCUGCUCUGCUCCGUGCCGGUCGUCUGGACCGGAAGAUCGAAAUCCCCCUUCCCAACGAGGUUGGCCGUCUGGAGAUCCUGAAGAUUCACUCUAGCACCGUCCAGCUGGAGGGCGAGAUUGAUUUCGAAAGCGUUGUAAAGAUGAGCGAUGGUCUCAACGGUGCCGAUCUGCGGAACGUGGUUACGGAAGCUGGACUUUUUGCCAUCAAGGAUUAUCGGGACGCCAUCAGUCAGGACGACUUUAACAAGGCGGUUCGCAAGGUCGCAGAGGCCAAGAAGCUGGAAGGCAAGCUUGAAUACCAGAAACUGUAG